UAACAAAGCCCAUUAUUUCAAUAAAUAACAACAAUGUUUCCGUAACAGCAAUAAUUAGGGAAGGAAGGUCGGCUGAGUUUAAAUGCUCCGCUAGUUCAUAUCCAUCUCCACGGUACCGCUGGUUCUACCCAGAUGGUACAGCGGAAGUUGCAACAGUGAUACUACAAUUUAAACAUACUGCAAAUGGUGGGAAAAUGUCAUGCAACGCAACAAACAACUAUUAUUCCCUAGAUGGAACAGCAGGAACAAAGUCAACGACAUUUCAAACGGUUAUUGAUUUGAAUAUAACAUAUCCUCCGUUAUUUGUUCGCAUCAAAAAUAUUGAAAACAAUACAAGUAUUGCUGACAACAUUAUCCGACUGGUAAAAGGAGAUUCAUUGCGUUUAAUCUGUGAAAGUGUCGCAAAUCCUCCGGCUACAACCCUGUGGCAAGGACAUCAUGGGCAUUCUAACAUUAUGACGGCCUUCAAUAUUCAGGAAGAUACGCAAUUUACAUGUGAAGCAUUCAAUAUCAUAGAUGGUAUGCCUGAACGAACAAACCGAACCAUACAUUUCGAAGUAUUAUAUGGUCCUGUCCAUUUAAAACUAACGUACAACAUCUUGCCAGGCCUAUCAAAAACUGGAACACUAUUAAAAGAUGGAAAUAUAACUGUAAUAGAAGGCAGUUCAGUGAUGUUGAACUGCUCUGAUUCAAGUUUGCCACCUUCAACAUAUUUAUGGGAUGAUCGAGUCGAAGGAAGCAUUCUGAAUAUAUACAAAAUUUCACGACUAACUCAAACAAGCUACAUGUGUAUGGCAAAGAAUAUAAUGGCUACCACGUUUAAUGGAAAUGUCACUGGCAGAAAUACUAUAUCACUGCAGCUGCAUGUAUUAUAUGGUCCGCGCGAUAUGUCAGUCGUAUAUAAUAAUACGUUUGCGAUCAACCGAGUACUGCGGGUUCUUGAAGGCUGGUCAUUCGGACUCUCGUGCUUUGCAAAUAGCCAACCAGCAUCAAAUAUUUCCUGGAAAGGCUUUUCAACCCAAGGAAGCGAUAAUAAUAUGUUUAUUAACAACGUUAACACUGGCAUUAAUAAGAUUGUUACGUGUACAAGGACGAACAUCAUGGUCGACAGUCUAGGCUACAUUAUUUCCAAAUCAGGAAAACUAACAAUUGAACUGGAUGUUUUAUACCCGCCUGCCCUUCAGCCUAUUGAAAAACAAUAUGUUGUAAUUAACAUGUCGCUUAAUGUUGUAUGUAAACUGGCAACUUUCGGUAAUCCACCAGACACAAACUUCACUUGGAACAAACUCGACAGUAAUCGCACAUUAGUAAAAACAGGCGAGACCUUUAAGAUCGAUCGUGCUCAGUUAUCAGAUGAGGGUGAUUACCAGUGCCAGGCAUCAAAUACCAUGCAGGCUAUUGGAAACAAAACUUUACAUGGAUCUAGUAAAUCCCAAUUCUACCUCGAUAUUCAGUAUGCGGCAACAAUUAAACACUUUUAUGCAAACACGUCAAAAGGCAGAACCAUUAUUAUCCAUCAGAAUCAAUCACUCGAACUCAUUUGUGAAGUCGAUGGUGAUCCAUACCCUAGUUCCCAUAUACUAAAUGCAACAGGUGAACAACAAUUAGAGCUCAACGGAUCAAUAGCGCCAUCUAAGUAUGUUACAGCUUACCUUCAUCGAGCAAGAUGCGAAUAUGAUGCUGGAAUGUAUAAAUGUGCGACAAACAACGUGCAUGUAUCAACCCUGCAGGAGGAGAAUCUCUUUAUUUUGAUUCAAUGUUCUCCGACAGCAUCUCCAUUUGCUCCCCCUCUUACAACUCUUCACAUGGCUCCUAACGACACAGCUGUGCUUACGUUUACCAUUAAGGCCUACCCAGAGCCAAGUAUAACAGAUGUUACGUGGUCAAAGGGUGUAUCUGGUGGAUGGGAUAUCCUAUCUAAUGACAAUCACUACACGAUCAGCGUAUCGGUAGAUGGUUUGCAGACAGAGUUAAUUAUUAACAGUAUUCAGAAAAACGACUUUGGAAUAUAUCGAGUGAACGUGUCGAAUAAAAUCGGUUCAACAUCUGAAGUAUUUACACUGCAAAGCAAAGCUGCACCUGAAAAUCCCCAAGGAGUGAAUGUGGUACGUAGCGGUAUUACUGAAAUAGAACUCGAAUGGAUACCUGGUUUUAAUGGCGGAGAACAACAAACGUUUAUCAUAAACUACACAGACACCAAUCUUGAAAUUUGGAAUGCAAUACGUGUACCCGACAAUAGUACAACGCACACACUACGCGGAUUGAAACCAGAUACCACCUACAAAGUGAAAAUGCGAGCUGAAAAUAUAAUUGGAAACUCUACUUGGACUGAUUAUAUUGAAAUUUCGACCUUAGCCGAAAUUGACGACAAAGGAUAUGUUUCAAAGGCUAUUGGUGGUUCUAUAGGUGGUAUGACAGUAAUUUGUAUCAUCUUUACCGUCAUGAAUAUACUUUGGAGACGUAAGAUAAAAGAACAAAGCACCAAAUCUACAUGUGAAUACGAAGACCUUGGUCAAGAUACAAGAAAAAAAGGAAGUCAAACCAUCGGCAGUUAUGAAUCGUACAGUUUCGAUCAGCGUCAGGUAAAUACUUAUAAGAGGAUUACUGAACUAGAGAUGAAAGAAUAUGCGAAUCUACCUUGUCACCUUAAUGCGUCAUCAGAAUCACAAAGUACGUUCGACAAAGGAAUGGAAUAUGAAAACUUGAAACUCUCUGGUUUAUAAAGGGAACUUUACACAAACACCGUGAAACACAACUAUUUACACAUGAUUACUUAUUAUUAAUAGCAUAAUGCACAAUAUAAUUCGGUUUUCAUUAUAUAACGUGGUGAUGAUUAUUCAUUUAGUUCGCUAGUUAUAAUGGUUUUGUUAUUAAAGUAAAUACAUCCUAUAAAUAAAUGUAAAUAUAUAAGAAGCGAUAUGUUUUAUAUUGCAAUACAAACAAUGAGUAUUAGUAAAGGCAUCUCGUAAAUGAUCUGAACCUGAAUUUAAUAGUAUCGAGUGCUUUAAAACAUGUUUUUUUUUACUAUUGUAUGUAUUUAUGUCCAAUGGUUCAUUCAAUAUACUCAUUACCAUUAAAAUAAAACUAACAUGACAA
Messenger RNA from Dreissena polymorpha, 3096 nucleotides. Its product is annotated as hemicentin-1-like. The record is from RefSeq and is a predicted model, not a curated record. NCBI's taxonomy places the organism in Eukaryota, Metazoa, Mollusca, Bivalvia, Myida, Dreissenidae. Bases 195 to 2723 code for a protein of 842 amino acids. The transcript is spliced from 12 exons. Gene Ontology annotation, molecular function: protein binding.